Symbiodinium necroappetens is the source of this 1848-nucleotide messenger RNA. The record is from the annotation of a GenBank genome assembly. Lineage: Eukaryota; Dinophyceae; Suessiales; Symbiodiniaceae.
AUGACCAAUUGUCACGCCGUGGAGCUGGCUCAACAGAGCCACUACGAGGUUCUCCGGACGAUGGCGGGCUGUCUGCUUCCCACUGAUGUUGUUGCCUUCAGGCACCUGUUUCCUCGAGGCAGGUUUCUGGAAUUUCUGUGCAUCGAUGAUCAUGUUUCAGUGCAAAUUCUGGCUCGUGCUGCUGCUUUGCGAGGGGACCCGGUUGGUGAUACUAGGGUGUUCGGGCAAUCGCAUGUCGCAUACGACGCUGCUGGGCUUGACCCACACCCCAAGAAGUGCAAGCGAAACCUGCAUCAAGCAACUUUGCUCGGAGCUGACAUAGACGGCGUUGAGGGCUUUGUUUCCGCGCAGCGGGAUAGGACGCUGCCCCCGAUGCUCUGCACCGCUGAAACAGCGAGGUUUCAAGCAAAGUGGGCAGUGCUUAAGUUUGCUGGGUGCUGUGCUCGCGAGUACAUUCGUUUCGCGAUGGACCCGGAACUCACGGCCAGCGAGGCUGUUCGCCAGAUAGCUUCAGGCAACGAAGUCACUUUCGAGUUGCUUAAGGAGUUUGUCCUGCAGCGCCACAACGCCGCCUGUGCUGCUGCAGCCAAGCAAUCAGGUCAUGCAUCGCCAGAACAUGCAAGUAAAAUUGACAUCUGGGCACGUGGCCAAUGUAGCCAUGUCCCACAGGCAAGCCUUGAGUUUCUUAGGUCUUUCAAUGGGUCCCUCAGCGGGUUUGCCAUGUUGCUGUUCCGCUCUUCCAACGGCUGCUUCUGGGUUUCAGUUUGUUUAGUGGCUCAAAUCAGAUGUGUCGGGCACGGAGCUGCGGCGGAGCAGUGCCCCAACGGCACCAUGCUUCCGUUGGUCGUUGGCCUGGCGCUGGUCCUCUUACUGAACUGCUCAUGGAUCGUCGCCGUUGUCAUCGUAGUUGCGCUCCUCCUGUUCUUCGUGGUGAACUUAAUCAUGCGUCAGGAGUCCAUGCUCUACGUGCCCUGUGUUAUGCCGGGAAUGCAGACCCCAAGCGAUAACCCAGAAGGCAUGCGCAGCCCUGCUGACAGGCAGAUGAAGUUCGAAGAUGUCUUUCUGGAGACAGUUGAUGGCUUGCGAAUUCAUGCAUGGUUCUUGCCAGCAGGAGAUGAUUCUGCAACUCGGUCUGCGCCGACGCUGCUCUUCUGCCAUGCAAAUGCCGGGAAUAUUGGUCUUCGCAUUCCAAACUUCGAGCAUCUCAUCAAACGGCUGCAGGUGAAUGUCUUUGCGCUCGACUAUCGGGGAUACGGCCAAAGUGAAGGAACGCCUUCCGAGGAGGGUCUUAUCGAGGAUGCCUUGUGUGCGUGGAGGUGGCUGCAAAAGGAAUCUAGUGCAGGGCGUAUAGAUGCGGAACAGCUUUUCGUUUUUGGCCGAUCUCUUGGUGGAGCAGUUACCAUAGCACUUGCCUCUGAGCUUCAGAAGCGUGCGCAACAGCCGCUCCCAAGGGGUCUCAUCUUAGAGAACACGUUUACAUCCAUUAGUGACGUUGUCAAUGCGCUGUUUCCCAUUUUGGCAUUCGAAAGCCUGAAAAAGCGGUUCCUUCGAAUAAAAUGGGAAAGCAUCCAAAGAGUUCCAGACCUCGAGGUACCAAUGCUGUUCCUCACAGGGGAGAAGGAUGAGAUGAUCCCUCCUUCCCACUCUCGACAUCUGCAUGCGCGAGCAGAAAAGUCCAGGCUUAAGCGGCAGGUGGUGUUUCCAGAGGGUCACCACAACGAUACGUGGGAGAAGGGUGGCGAGGAGUAUUGGGAGGUGCAGGCGACUUUCCUGCAGGAGUGUCUCUCGCAAGCUGCAGGUUCCAAGAAGGUGAACUCGGAGCCUGUGCAGGUGACGGAAACCACCUGA